Molecule: messenger RNA, 2949 nt
Organism: Coniophora puteana RWD-64-598 SS2
Lineage: Eukaryota; Fungi; Basidiomycota; Agaricomycetes; Boletales; Coniophoraceae
Product: glycoside hydrolase family 2 protein
Exons: 11
Coding region: 7-2949 (980 amino acids)
Biological process (GO): glycoprotein catabolic process
Molecular function (GO): beta-mannosidase activity
Source: RefSeq, a predicted model, not a curated record
GUCACUAUGACCUGGCUUCGCACGACGCUCCUCGCGUUCAGCUUGUCAGCACCGGCCUUGGGCCAGGUGUUCGACCUCUCGCAGCUCUCAUGGACGCUCAAAAAUCAGAAUGGAAGCAUCGCCAUACCAGGGUCGCUGCCUUCGCAGGCGCAUCUCGACUUACUCAAGGCAGGGAUCAUCACGGAGCCACUACUGGGUAUCAACGACUACACCCAGAGGUGGAUCAUCUAUGACAACUGGACCUAUACUGCCGACCUGUCGAGUGUUAUCAAUGGCCAAAGCACUAACUCUGGUUCAAGCGACACGACGUUGCUCGUGUUCUACGGCAUCGACACCGUUGCAAACAUCACAUUUGCAGGUCAUCCCGUUGCGUGGGUCGACAAUCAAUUCAAGCGCUAUGUCUUCGACGUUUCUGGCUACCUAGAGUCUCCAGCUGGAGACGACAAGAAUCUUACGAUCGCCCUCGAGUCUGCUUGGUAUUACGGCCUCAACGUCACGUCGCGCCCCGAUGCGGAGUACUUCCCGAACAACGCGAACGCAACAACCUCGGACGACUAUGAGGUUCCUAGUGUACGUCAGUGGAUUCGCAAGAUAGAUGACGACUUUGGAUGGGAUUGGGGCCCUGCCUUUGUUCCCACCGGCGUCCACAAGCCCGCAUAUCUGGUGACUCUCGCGAACGCCAGUAACCCCACGUCGCCCUCCACACCUACUCCUGAGCAGCCCUUCCCUUCAACUCCGGGUACCGGCUCGCCCUACAUUGGCGAAACCAUCUUCCUAGAUGAAACGUCUGUAGACAUUUACAAAGUCGGGCAGAACGGUACUGCGCCGCCUGACGAAUCUGCAGACUGGGUUCUCAACGUCACAUUUGGCCUGCGUUCGACGACCGCCUACCAAAAUCCGACAGUAACACUCUCGCUCCCCGAACUCGAGCUCACCUCGCAGCCUCUCGACCUCGACGCUAUCCCGGCGCAAGUCGGCGACGUCACGUACAGGAGCGUCAACUGGACGAUCCCAGACGCGAAGCCGGAGCGGUGGUAUCCUGCUGACCUCGGCACGCCCAAGCUAUACAAUCUCACCGUCACGUUCACACUCUCCGGUUCCAGCUCCUCAUCGUCGUCCGACAACGCAACCACGCUGACACAGACCAUCCGCACCGGCUUCCGCACCAUCUUCCUCGCGCAGACGGCCUACAGCGACACUGACAUCGCACAGCGCGGCAUCACACCGGGCGACCAGUGGCACUUCGCCAUCAACGGCCAGCCGUUCUACGCCAAGGGCACGAACAUCAUCCCGUUCGACCCGUUCUACUCACGCAUCUCGCCCGCCAAGGCGCGCUGGGUGCUCGAGAGCGCCGUCGCGUCCGGGCAGAACAUGCUCCGCGUGUGGGGCGGUGGUGCGUAUCAGCCGUCGGAUGCGCAGACGGACGGGGGCGUGUAUGAUUUUUAUUCGGCGUGCGAUGAGCUGGGCAUUUUGGCGUGGAGCGAGCUGAUUUUCAGUGAUACGCUGUAUCCCAUUAAUGAUUGGUACUUGGAGAAUGUGGAGGGCGAAGUGAGGCAGAAUGUGCGGAGGGUGAACCGGCACCCGAGUAAUGUGCAGUGGGCGGGCGGGAAUGAGAUCGAGGGGAUUGUGAUGCAAGCGAAUACGUCGCUUGCAAACGGGACUCAUUAUUUGGAUGAGUUUGUGGCGUUGUUCCAGGAUUACCUACAUGACAUCGUUGUGUCUGAGACGAAAUCGGUCCCUUAUACGGACUGUUCUACGACGCAUGGCGUCCUCAGCCUUGAUCCAUACGUCCUUCGAUUUGCAAACGGGACAGAAGGCUACAUCUACGGUAACAGUGAACGGUACAACUACGACCCCACCCAGGCGUUCAACCUCAGCACCUAUCCGGUCUCCCGGUUUGUGAACGAAUUCGGCUUCCACUCCCUCCCCUCCUUCUAUAGCUGGGAGGAAGUCCUUGAGUCACCCGACGACUUCUCCUUAAACUCGACGGUCGUCAUGUCGCGGGACCACCACCCGCCCGCCGGCAACCUCUCCUUCCCGAACCCGAACGCGCCGCAAGGCCAGUACCAGAUGUCCUCCGCCGUGGAACUCUGGCUCCCCACGCCGAACACAUCCGACUCGAAUCAGACAUUCGCGCAGUGGUGCUACAGCACCCAGGUCUUCCAGUCGAUGAACAUGAUCGCCGAGAUCGCAUGGUACAGGCGCGGCGCGGGGCUGGGCGAGAACAACCUCGGGAGCCUCGUCUGGCAGCUGAACGACAUCUGGCAGGGCGUCUCGUGGAGUGCGAUCGAGUACUCGGGGCGCUGGAAGGUGCUCAACUACGGGCUGGCGGGCGUGUACGCGCCCGUGAUCGUCAGCCCGUUCUGGUUCCCCGAGAACGAGACGCUGACGGUGCUCGCGACGAGCGAUCGGUGGGAGAGCGUGAACGCGAGCGCGCAGAUGACGUGGUAUGAUUGGAGCGGGAAGGUGCUGAAUUCGACGACGAGGAGUGUGGAGAUUCCGAGUUUGAAUAACUCGUUGGUGUUUGAGGGGACGGGGCUGAGCUCGAUCCUUCCGCAGGGCGCGAACGCGUCGGACGUGUGGUUGCUGCUGAAUGUGACGGCGACUGUGGAUAACAAGACGGUUACGAAUGAGCAAUAUUUCACCCCUGCCUCACUUGCCGAUGCCAAGCUCGUCGACCCGCAAAUAUCUAUGACGUCUAGCUCAAACCUCACUUUCACACUCUCUGCCAAGGGUGGUGUCGCACCUUGGACAUGGAUCGACCACCCGGCUGGCACGGUCGGGUACUUUGUCGACGCUGCGACUGAGCGCCCAUCAAACGGCUUCUACCUCAUUCCCGGUCUUGACCGCACUUUGCAAUUUAUGAUGAGCAAGGAGACCUCGAGCAACUCGAUUCCGGAGCCGAGCGACUUCGUGGUGAGGUCAUUGUGGAAUAACACGCAUGCAUAG